Anastrepha ludens (Mexican fruit fly) is the source of this 3307-nucleotide messenger RNA. RefSeq names its product GATOR complex protein NPRL3 (gene Nprl3). Gene Ontology annotation, biological process: positive regulation of autophagy; TORC1 signaling; negative regulation of TORC1 signaling. Bases 84 to 2342 code for a protein of 752 amino acids. The record is from RefSeq and is a predicted model, not a curated record. The transcript is spliced from 4 exons. Lineage: Eukaryota; Metazoa; Arthropoda; Insecta; Diptera; Tephritidae. Gene Ontology annotation, cellular component: GATOR1 complex.
GUGAAUUUCAUAGUACACGCAACGCAUGAGGAAAAAGCAUUUCUUAUCAGUGUACAUCAAUCAAUACAGCUGUUUUCUUACUAAUGAAAUCGCAGUUACUCUACGAUUUUAAUCAUUUUCCACCCAAGUUAAAGGAAAUGGAAGUAAAUCCGAUUGCCUUGAUGUUUGUCUAUAUGGACAGCAAAGGCGAUCGCCUCCUAUUUCGCUAUCCCUACGAAAACGUCUACAAAGAUAAGCCACAGUUGCAUGGCAUGUCGUUGGCUGCAUCAGCGCCGGUUUUAAAUAACCCGCCCUUGGUCGAUAUAGCAAUGAGCAGUUCAGCCACAUCGUUGGUUUCACAAGUUUCGUCGGAAACGAGCAGAAAACGUAAUCCUUAUGCUAUCAGCAGCUCCGAUGAAUUGUUGCAGACUGUGCCCCCACCAAAUAUUACACCUACCACUGUAUUCGGUGUUUGCAACAAUUUGUGCAAUACCGCACCCAAAGGACAGCUGGAAGGUUUCACCGAUGAAGUGCUAUCUACACUAUUUGCCGUGAAGCAACAAUUGUGCAAUCAAAAAUUAGAAUUGAAAGUGAAUGAUGUGCGUUUUGUGUCGCACCCUACGUUGAUACCACGCAACGAGCAACGGUCUAGUGGUGGCAGCAAUGCAAGCAAUAGCGUAAGCGCAGCACCUACGUCAAUGCCAAUUGCAGUGUCGUCUGGUGUGCCCAGUGGUGGCGCAACGACAAAUGUUACGCUUACAUUGCCACAACCGAAGUCACAGCCACAACAAAUGCUCAUAAAUAUCGUUUUCGCUUUGCAUGCGCAAGCCAGUUAUUCCAUAGUGAAAUGCUACUAUGAACUAAGCAAACGUCUCGGUUUGGCGCUACGUGUCGAAGAGCAACGCGCCGGUUAUUGUACUGAGGAGACAAUGCUUAUGGCGCGCACUCAUGACGAACUCUCGUCACAGCAGCUACCGCUGGAGCGCACUUUCGAUGCCAUCGCCGAGCGUAGCACCUUAGCACAAGCGCUCAAAUCGAUCUAUCACGACCUAUGCACUACCGGAUUGCUGAAUACAACAUUAAAUCAGUAUUUGACAGUGAGCUUUUGCCUGCCACAAAAAGCGCAUCAGUUGCACAAGAAAGGCAGCAUGGUGGAUCCGGAGGCUAUAGAUCGUUGUUUGCGCUCGUUAAAGCCCUAUCACGGUAUGCUGCUAGUCGACUAUGCCGAACUGCUCGAUUGUGUGCCGCCACGUGCGGCGCGCAUGCUAUUACAGUUGGUGGAAAUAUACACACCUUUGAUGAGCCUACAAAUGCUUGCCUCCGAGGCGGAUAUGAGCAUUGAGCAUGUCUACAAAAUGGUUUCACAUCUGGUUUAUUGGGGCAAAGCAACGAUUAUUUAUCCGCUCUGCGAAACAAAUGUCUACGUAAUUGCACCUGAUGCGCCGCUCCAUACAAAAUCGCAUUUGGUUGAGAAAUUCUCUGCGCGCUUCGCCGGUAUGUCGCUCUUUGAUGCAAUCUCACAUUUUUCAUUGCCCACUUCCAUUGGGCAUCUCACCACUCCGCUGCAACAAUCGGCGCGUCAGGGUAUGCUCGCACAAAUGGUGGUCUGGAUGUUACAGCAUCAUCUGCUGAUGCAAUUGCACACCUAUGUACAGUUUAUGCCAAGUGAUGUCGAUGAUUUCUAUGGCGGUGUGAGCAGCAUGAAUGUGGCGGCCAGCGAUUGCUCGGUGUGCAGUGAUGGUGUACAUGAACACAAGUCGUCGCUGAUGGACUUGCAGGAAGGUACUAAUACAAUCAGUUCACUGGGUGUGGGCGCUACGGGCGAAUUGAUGAUAUCGCCGAUGAGUAGGAGCAUGAAUGUCAGCGAUGAUGAUCUCAACGCUGGCUCCUUGCUCUCAUGCGCGAGUCAACCAUUGCCAGUGCCACACACCAGCCAUCGCUCCAUUACCGAAGAUCGAUACUCGGGCGGCUGUUCGACGGCAUCAGAUAAUAUUGUAGCACAACCCUCCUCUAGUCACAAAUCAAAUUUUAGCAUGACCGCUUCCAUGAGCACUGAGAACUGUGAUAGUAUAGCAUCCAUCGAGGAUGAGGAAAAGAUUAAAGAACUGCUAUCUGUAUUUAGUGAAGCCGAUCGUACGGCAAUACGACGCAUACCAGCUUCAACGAACGUCGACGAUCUUUCGUUGUUGGUGAAACUCUAUCAGGCGGGCUAUUUUAAAAGCGAACAUCACCUAGAGGAAAUUAUGUAUUUUCAAAGUUUACGCCCAGCCGAAUUGCUGCAACUAUUAGAUAAAUUCCGUGAUGUUUUGAUUAUCUAUGAGACUGAGGAUCCAGCUAUUGCAUCAAUGUACAAUAACAAAUGAAGCGCGCAGCGUAAGGAGCAGAAGUGGGAAAGGUCGGAACGUUUGUGCGAAAAGACUGAGAAGAAGUGUAAAAGCGAGCAUUUACAAAAAUGUGAAAUGAGGCAUUUGAAAUGCUUCGAGUUUGAAGUGUCAGCGGCAGCUUAGUAAGGCAGUAAUGGGCAACAACAAUGCACAAUGUAAACUGCAUUUUCAUGCUGAAAUUAAACAAAUAUUUCUUUCUGCCAUUGUUUUUUUUUGUUCGUGCUUAGUCUAUAGCGUAUUUUAGUUGAGUCAUUAAUUAAAACUAAGCUGAAUUUUUUUUUUAAUUAUUAUUGUUUUGUUUGUUUAUUAAAACUAGUGAUUCCUUUUAUUUGUUUUUUGUUUUUGUAUAAUUUUUACUUUUUUCUACUACAAUACAAGUUUUAAAUUUUAAUUAUAUUUCUUUCACGUACAAGGAAGGGACGACACAACGUUUACAGAGGAGUAUAUCUUUAUAUUAUAUAUUUCUACGUACGUUUGGUUCUUUUGUAUUCUUUAAAUUAUGUUUACAUUUAGAGUUUUACGAUUAGAAGUCGCUUAAAGAUUCUAACUUACAUACACUUUUAAUAUAUAUAUAUAUAUGCAUAUAUGUGGUAUAUAUCUAUAUAUUAAUUAGCAAGACAAUGAAUACGGUAUAAUUAAUAAAGAUUGCAUUUGUUAUUGUGGUAGUUAAGAAAUCGUAGCAGUUAGCGUUAAAAAAAAUAUUUUACAAUUACUGUUGUUUCACAUUUGACGAUUAACGUACGUAUAUAUAUUUUUUUAACAAUGUGCACGUUGAAUGUUUUAAAAGUUGCUUUUCAAUUUCAUAUAAAUAUUGACUAAACAUACGUUUUUAAUUAAAUUAGCAUUAUUUCUCUAAGAUUAUUCUUUUGUUUUUGUUUUCACGCUCCGUUUUGCCAACAUUUCUGUUUUUGUCUUGACCCGCAUAUAAUCUGUACUGGGUGGAG